AUGUCCGCCGGCCUUCCCCUCGCCUACAUCUUCGCGGAGACCCCCGAGGAGCGUGAGGAGCUUGGUGCCGCCCUGAAGCCCAUUGCCGAGAAGUACCGCGGCAAGAUUAACUUCGCCACCAUCGACGCCAAGGCAUUCGGUGCUCACGCUGGCAACCUCAACCUCGCUACCGACAAGUUCCCCUCGUUCGCCAUCCAGGAGACCGUCAAGAACCAGAAGUUCCCCUUCGACCAGGACAAGAAGAUCACCCACGAUGACAUCGCCAAGUUCGUCGAUGACUUCUCCUCCGGCAAGAUCGAGCCCAGCAUCAAGUCUGAGCCCAUCCCUGAAUCCAACGACGGCCCCGUCGCCGUUGUUGUCGCCAAGAACUACGACCAGAUUGUCCUUGAUGACAAGAAGGACGUCCUGAUUGAGUUCUACGCCCCUGGUGCGGCUCUGGCUCCCAAGUACGAGGAGCUUGGUGAGCUGUACGCCAAGAGCGACUUCAAGGACAAGGUUGUCAUCGCCAAGGUUGACGCUACUGCCAACGACGUUCCCGAUGAGAUCCAGGGUUUCCCCACCAUCAAGCUCUACCCCGCUGGUGGUAAGGAUGCCCCCGUCACCUACUCCGGCUCCCGCUCCAUCGAGGACCUGAUCGAGUUCGUCAAGGAGAACGGCAAGUACAAGGCUGAGGUCUCCGCCAAGGAGGAGGGUGCCGAGGAGAGCCAGGCCGCCCCUGCUGCCACUGAGGCCAAGGAGGAGAAGUCCAAGGAGACCAAGGAGGCCAAGGAGGAUGGCCACGACGAGCUGUAA
Molecule: messenger RNA, 792 nt
Organism: Colletotrichum spaethianum
Lineage: Eukaryota; Fungi; Ascomycota; Sordariomycetes; Glomerellales; Glomerellaceae
Product: protein disulfide-isomerase
Exons: 2
Coding region: 1-792 (263 amino acids)
Biological process (GO): response to endoplasmic reticulum stress; protein folding
Cellular component (GO): endoplasmic reticulum
Molecular function (GO): protein disulfide isomerase activity
Source: RefSeq, a predicted model, not a curated record